GCGGCUCCAGGCUCGCCAAGUGCCGUGCCCCUGGGAUCGGAGCGCCGUCCGGGAAAGCCAGCCGGCAGAGCAGGAGGGCGCGUGCCCGCGUGUGGAUGUGGAUGAGCGGACCUCGGUGCCAUGGCAGAGGCGCUGCCCGAACACAUAGUGAGGAGGAAAAAAAGCAUAUCUAUCGAGGAGAAAAUCGACAUCAUAAGCGCCGUGGAGAGUGGCAAGAAAAAGGCGGACAUUGCAGCCAAGUAUGGCAUAAAGAAGAACUCCCUGUCUUCGAUUAUGAAGAAUAAGGAAAAAGUUUUGGAAGCCUUUGAAACUUUGCGGUUUGAUCCCAAAAGGAAAAGGCUGAGGACGGCUUUUUAUGCCGACCUGGAGGAGGCACUGAUGAAGUGGUACAGGAUCGCGCAGUGCCUGAAGGUGCCGGUGAACGGUCCCAUGCUGCGCCUCAAGGCGAAUGAUUUUGCCCAGAAGCUCGGACACAGUGAUUUUAGGUGCAGCAAUGGCUGGCUCGAUCGUUUCAAGUCGAGAUAUGGUUUAGUUUUCAGAGCUCAGCCUGUAGAAGCAGCUGCAACUACUACAGCGGAUGCUCCAACCCUUUGGUACCAGAAUGUGCUUCCUUAUUAUUUAAAUGAUUAUCAGCCAAAAAAUGUGUUUCAUAUACAGGAGACUGGAUUGUUGUAUCAGAUGUUACCACAUAACACAUUUGCAUUUAAAGGGGAAACUUGUUCUGUAGGUAAAUUAAGCAAAGAGAGAAUAACUGUAGUGGUGGGGACAAAUAUGGAUGGCUCCGAGAAACUUCCACUGCUUGUUAUAGGAAAAAACAAAAGUCCACGGUCUUUCAAAGAUGUGAAGUCGCUUCCUGUGGAUUAUGAAGCAAAUGACAGGGCAUGGAUGACUCCAGAAGUGUUUGAACAGUGGAUGCAUAAACUCGAUGGCAGAUUUCAAGCACAGCAGCGCCGAGUGGUUAUUCUUGCUGAUUCUCUCCCAGCUCACACAGAGGUAAAGAACCUGAAGUCUGUCAAAUUAGUUUUCUUUCCUUCAGACUCCUCUUCAUGUAUACCUGUGAAACAAGGGGUUAUCAGAAGUCUGAAGGUUAAAUACAGGCACUGUCUUAUCAAGAGAUUUGUUGAUUGUGUAGAAGGUAAUAAGGAGUUUAUGCUGACCCUUCUUGAUGCAAUUGAGAUGUUGUACCUGUGCUGGAGGGAAGUAACACCACAGACUAUUGUAAAAAGUUAUAAUGGAGAAGAAUUCAAAUUAGAAACUGAGACAAAUGGUAACAACAAAGAGAUUGAAAGUGAUCUUGAUUUGAUUGCUCACGCACAAGCAGCUGGAGUGGAGUUUCCAGAAGGCUUAUCUUUGGAGGAAUAUGCAGCUCUAGAUGAUGACUUGCUAACUUAUGAAGUGCACAUAAAUAAUGGAAUGAUGUGUGCCAAAGAAAGUGUGUCAGAUAAAGCUGGGACAUUUUUCGUUGAUGAAGAUGAAGAUGAGGAUGAGAAUGAAGGUGAUCAAUUUCAGGGAGCUGAACAGAUUUUGCCAUCAAAAAAUGAGGCUUUGAGUGCUUUAGAUACCCUUCGGAAGUUUCUCAGAAGUCAAGACACGGAUGAUUGUCUUUAUGAUUCCCUAGUUGACUUGGAGAAUUUUAUUCAACAUGUAGCAAGUAAAUAAAUAUUUUAGCAAAGUGGGAAAGCACGUAAUUAGAAAAAAAUGAGAUUAUGUAAGUAAACAAAGGCAGUUUAAUAACAAGGAUUGCUGAAAUGUUCUCUGGUGUGUUUUGCUCAGGUGACUAGAUGUACGUAACAAAAGAAAUUUGAAAUUAUGGAAAAGGGCUGAAACCGAAAUUUUACACAAAAUUAGGAACAAAUAACACAAAUUUGGAGUGAGCCAAAUCCUGAAACUGAUAACUGUAGUAAGUAUAGUGGAGGAAAAAGAAGUUCGAUGCACUCAGGAUAAACUCAUGACCACUUGGAAUUCUUUCUUGAGGAAGAGAUUAGCACUUCUACGCAUUAAUAAUUCCACUGGUGUCUUUGGUUUUUUCACGGUGCAGUAAUAAAUAUUUAUCAGCUCGGUGCUUUUGAUACAUAAACAAGAAAUUGGAUAACACGGAAAAUACAUGCCUAAAUUCUGAGAAGUAAGGGUUUUUUAAAAUAAACAUUUUUGUCCUUAGUCAAGAAUUCUGGCCAUCAUUUAUUCUUGCAGCAAGUGAUGAACAGCAGAAAGUUACCACAGCUUUGGAUGUGUUGUUUUGUUUUGUUUUCUUAAAACUGUUCACAUGUGGAUACACACGAAUGGCAUAAUCAUUUAUCCAAGAGUCAAAAGACAAACAAAGCUUUACUUGGGCUGUGAAGAGGUCAAAAAGGAAGGUCAUUCUCUCCCUUUCAGCCUUUUUGGUACAUGGAUUUGAUGUAGGUCUUCCUCUGCAACUCCAUGUAUUUCUACAGAAAAUACAGAAAAAAGAAUCAGUUUUUGCAGCAUCUGCACUAAAACCCUCACUGAACUCUUGUUUUAUUUACAAUACUUGAAGACUUUGCUGUAGGAUUCAAUGCACUAAUGUGGUUUGUCAUUUUAAGUCCCAUUAACAAGAGUGCUGUUUGCACGAGUGCAGUAUGAAGUUGAGUAAAUUAUUGUACAUUUACAUGUCUUUGAGUAUGUGUUUCAGGCAAUGUAAUCAUAGCAGAGCCAAAAACCAGAGUCUAUAUGAAAUGCCCUGCUUGUGGCUUUUUUCAAAACCUGUUUUAAAUCUUUUCUGUAUCUAUCAGUUAAAAUUUUUUUCAGAAGUUAGAUAUAAUUGUUCUAAUUUAGAGGAAGAAUAAAAUAUUUUAUGGAAGCCCUUUAGGAAGGCUGUGUAAUAACGAUCAUAUUAUGGUGCCUAUAAUUAAACCAUGGAAAAAAAUCUCAUGCUUAUUUGAUUCUUCACUUUUCAAUAAAUAGUUUGGCUAAAGCUUUGUUUACUCUUUUUUCUGGUGUAGGACAUUUUAUCAGUUUGUGAAAGCAUUUGAGAAAAUUGUUGGAAGACUGUGAAAAUACCAGGGUGGUUUGGUGAGAAAAUGCAUAUGGCUAAACUGUAUGAAUGUUUUACUAGAACCCCUACCAAAAAACCCACGCAAACUUCUGGGGUUUUUUUGUGAAAUAUCUGAUGUGAAUUCCUUCCAAAGGAUAUUCUGAUUAAAUAGGAAAUUUCUGUUGAAAUCCCAAUAAGUAAAGUCCUCCAUGGAGAUUUAUAGAUUCCGUGAAAGAUCCCUCUGAAUUAGCUCUUUUAACUAUUUAUUAUUUUAUUCUUUUCAAAUACAAAUUCAAAGUCUUUUAAAUUAGAAAGCUGUGUGACAUUUUGCUUGCUUAAAUACUUCAGAACAAACUUGUGAAAUGUACUUUCUAUUUUGUCUAAGCUUAUUUGAGACCUGCAGAUAAUUUUCCUAUAGUAAUCCUUUGAUUUAAAAUAUGUUUCUUUGCAACAGCUUCUCCAGCUAAAAGCAAGUUUAGGAAAAAGUUUCUAUUAUCCAUAUAGUAAAUAUGUAUAUUUAUUACGAUGUGACUCCCUGUGGCCCUUAUUGGCCCAAGUCCCAGAUAAAGAGACCCUCUGUUUCCUUCUGAGAGAGUGAAGAGUGUGAAAAUGUUGGAUCUGAAUGAGAAAGACUUGUGUAUAUAAGCAGCAAAUCUUGGUUGCCCAAGAGUUCAACCUACAGGAAGUGUAAUCUUCACAAGAAGCAUCUUAGGAAAUCAGGAGAUGGGAAAUAAUGGUUUUAGCUGGCAAUGAAGGAAGUAAAUUACUGAGUGCUGUCAUACUCAUGACAUGUAAACAACAGGAAGGAUUUACUGUUUGACCUGGACUUUGAAGGUGAGUUGUGGAACUUGCUUUAAAAAACAUACAACCCAUCAAAAUCCUGUAUCUUUAGAGAAUAUACGACUUUUUCCUAGCCUCCUAGUUCAUUCUGAGAAACUAAGUUAAAAUGCACUCACUGAAACUGAUUUUGUAGGUCACACACUUUAUAUAGCUUUCAAAAUUAUUUAGGAGUCCAAAUAUUUCUCUUCACUUGGAUUUUGGUCGCAUUGAUAGUCAGAGAAUGUGAAAACCAUUCUGAAGCUUGUUGCUGUUUUGGGUGUCUGUCACAGGGAAAUGCGGACUCAGAGAUCUGAAAUGCUAACGGCAAAAAAGGAAGUGGUGUGCUAUGUAAAUGUUAAUCAAUUUAGCUAUGUAAAUGUUAAUCAAUUUAACCUGUGUACACAGUUUGAGCUAGAGAUUUCUUUGCAUUGUCUGGGUAAACCACCAGGACACUGGCUUUUUGUGUCUGUAGUGGUUUCGUUUGGAGGGAGAGGAAGAAUAUUGCUCUAGACUACACCAUAUUUUAAAAGAAGAACCUUUUCUACAAAAGGCAGGUUACUAAGGCUGUCAUUUGCUAUAAUAAUUCAGGUAUUAGUGUGGACAACUGCAUGCUUUUUUCUGUAGCUUUUUUGCUUAUGCCAUGGUUAGACUGUGAUUAUGCUCUUCAGCGUCAAGUCAGUGAGGCUGCUUUCAGUAACCCAAAGUGAAUUCUAGAAGUAUGAACUGAACAUAGGAAGUUUUAAAAACAUAGCUG
Lepidothrix coronata (blue-crowned manakin) is the source of this 4565-nucleotide messenger RNA. It is a transcript of the gene TIGD4, whose product is annotated as tigger transposable element derived 4. NCBI's taxonomy places the organism in Eukaryota, Metazoa, Chordata, Aves, Passeriformes, Pipridae. Gene Ontology annotation, molecular function: DNA binding. Gene Ontology annotation, cellular component: nucleus. The coding region runs from base 121 to 1659 and encodes 512 amino acids. The record is from RefSeq and is a predicted model, not a curated record. The transcript has a single exon.